Molecule: messenger RNA, 2232 nt
Organism: Colletotrichum truncatum
Lineage: Eukaryota; Fungi; Ascomycota; Sordariomycetes; Glomerellales; Glomerellaceae
Source: RefSeq, a predicted model, not a curated record
AUGCCUUACACACCACCUUCCCACCGCUCCCCUGCAAGCUCAGCACCUUCGUCCCCUGACGUGAGCCGCCGCUCUUCGUUUCAAUCCAGCCCGAGACCGUCAUUACCAAGAUCCGCGUCUUACCUUACCAAGCACAGGAGGACACCCGCAGCGGCGACAGUAACAAACACAAAUGGAAACUCCAAUCAGCCUACACCGCCAGGCACAUCCGACGACCUCAAAGGCAUGGCGACAAGUAGCAGCGUAAGGCAAUCGCCCCCGCCGCUGACGGAUGAGCGAGGUAUGCCUAAGGGUGCCAUCAUCUCGCCUCCGGACUCGGGUAGCGAAGAAGAGGAUGUCGUUGUGCGUGGGAGACAGAUCGAAAACCUGAAAGAGCUGAAGGAUGCCAUAAGCCAGAUCCCAGUCCACCGAGAGGCAUCUCCCAGCCCGAAGCCUGAGCAGCGAUCCGUGGCACUCGUAAAAACCGACGGCAUUUCACACAGUUUCAGCACCGGCUCAUUGGAUGCCCUAGCAAAGAGCGUUGCUCGACGUGUCAACCACGCAAGGUCGAGCACUGAGCCCAAGAUUGUCAUGUCCAAGUCUGCCGAGGCAUCCUUAACCGGAUCUGAGGAGGAAUCCGACGAGGAGGCACCGCGGAAGCCCCAGAUGGUGCGAAAGAAGUCUGGUGAGCUUGUGCGACCCGCGCUGAGGCCGCCUUCUCGCCGUCGACCUUCCAGCAUGCCUGGUACCCCGACCUUCUCAAAGGCCGUCCACUUCGACUCUCAUCUUGAGCACGUGCGACACUUCCUCCAGGUCGACAGGCCCCUUGCUGUCAGUGCCGGAUCCUCGCCUGCCGAUAACUACGACAGUGAUACCGAGUACCCUUUCCCUGGUGAUGAGCAGCGCCCUGGCGCUCGAUCUCCACCCUACGAGUGGGAGAUCGUCACCGCGAACCCCCCUGUCGACAGUCCUAUUAGGAAGGCCCUCCCCGUUCGUCUUGAAAGGGUUUGGCUUUCUAGUGAUCAGAAGAACCUUUUGGGCUCCAUUUCUGUCGCCAACUUGGCAUUCCAGAAAUCUGUAACCUGCAGGUUCACCCUCGACUACUGGAAGACUACUUCGGAGGUCGGCGCGGAGUACUCUCACGAGAUUAGACCCCACGAUGGCGGCUCCAGUUACGACCGCUUCACGUUUACCAUCAAGUUGUCUGACCUAGCAAACCUUGAGAGCAAAACUCUUUACUUUUGCAUCCGAUACAACGUCAAUGGUCAAGAAUUCUGGGACAACAACAACGGCACCAACUUCCAGGUUGAUUUCCGCAAGAAGUAUCUUCCUCAAAACGGCAAACGGGGAAUGCAAGGCGCGGCAAGCCGCCCUGCCCUUCCCCGCAGCAAUCGUCGAACCGGAGCUUCCUCUAACCCUCGUCCCAAGUCUAUGCCUGUUGGCUUUGAUGACUUUGGUGACGCAGGCAAGGUGCACUUUGACCAGCCCAUUCAUGAGUACCUGGGAGAGUCAGGACCUAACAGCGGACUUCGCCUCAAGACCAACAAAUCCACUGGCAACCUCGCUAGCGACAACCUCUCAAGCCGGCUCUCCGCCCCCAGCGGACAAGCCUUCGCCAACCGCUAUGAUUUUGGUGCCUCUCUAUCUGCUGCUGUUCAGGCUGCCAAGGAUACCAUGGGCAAGGAUCGCAACCCUGAUGAUCUCUAUAUGAAGAGCCACCGGAAGAUCCAAGUUCCCGCCCAGCAGCCACCGCAACAGAAGCCAGUCUCUAACACGUCAUUCACCGGCGUUGCGCCUGCAGUGAAGCCCGCCGCCGCUCCCUCUACUACGGUUCCCGGCAACUCUUCCCCUAAUGCUUUGAUUGCCUCCUCCUCAUAUGAGGAACUGGUCAACAAAUACUGCUUUUUUGGCUCCAAGCAGUCUAGUCCUCAGAUCACAGAUGGCACAUUAAAGAGCGGAAAAUACGACGGAGCCGUUGACGGGUUGAACAGCUCAAGCUCAAGCUCGAACAGCAGCCCCAGCAUGGCCCAUCACGCUCAGCAUGCCGGUCCCGCCCAGCACCAUGCGAUCCACCUCCGGGACCCCAACCCGUACUUUCAGCAGCUGGGAGCCUAUGGCUCGUCUCCUGCUUCAUCUCCACUCCACCAACCCCAGAACCAGCGAGCGAGUCAGGCUUCCGCCCCAGCAACCAUGAGAUCGGCCUCCCCGGCUGCCCCUGUGGGUGGAUUCCCCUUCGCCGCGAUCAGGGGUUAA